GACUCACCGCCAUCCACUCAACGUGUUGUAACCUCCAGUAACAGAGGCGGUGGAGCUCCCCCCCAAAAAGGCGCUUUUAUUUUUUAUUUUAUGGCAUGGGUUAUUUUCAACACUGCCGCAGUGACGGAAAUCCGAGGAGAUUGUGAACUAGUGGGACAUUUCUAAAUGAAUGGUGAAGCCACAUUGUGUUCACAAUAUAUUUUAAUUUGAAAAAUAGUGUGUCGGCUUAUAUGGAUCACGCAUGCUGAUACUGUAUACUACAUAUACAUGACUGCAUGAGAACAACUCGUAGGCUCACUAGGUUGUAGCAAGCCUUUCAAUGUUUCUACAUUUGUAUCCAUUGCCUACUGCUGCCAGUGAAGCUACCUUAGCUAUUCUCAGUGCGUGGUUGCAGGGCGCAAAGAGAACGGACAAUCGCACCGGACCAUUCGAGGUGUUCGGAUGAGGUGUUUGAAUAUAUUCUUUGAUCUUAGAAUUCUAGCCAACCUUAUAUCCAGUAUUUUAUAUAUAUUAAAAAAGCAAUGACAUCUGGCAUUGCAAAGGUGUUGGCAAUGAGGUUGUUCUUCGUGGGAUUUCUGCUCAGUUUGGAGCUCCUAUCUCCUACAGCAUCUAUUGAUGCUCCAAAGACGUGUAGUCCUAAGCAGUUUGUGUGUAAAGAUCAGGUGACCUGCAUCUCUAAAGGAUGGCGCUGUGAUGGAGAGAAGGAUUGUCCAGAUGGGUCGGACGAGUCGCCUGAUAUCUGUCCACACAGAGUGUCCCUGUGUCCGGCCAAUGAAUUUGAGUGUCUGGGGACAGACAUGUGUAUCCACAUGAGCAGACUGUGUGAUGGGAGCCCUGACUGCACUGAUGGCUGGGAUGAGGGGCCACACUGCAGAGAGCUUGGACCAGACUGUGCCACCCAUGGCUGCGAGGGCAACUGCUCUGUAACACACCAAGGACCCAAGUGUUACUGCAAAAUUGGCUAUGAAGUCAGCCAGGAUGGAAAGACAUGCAAAGAUUUCAACGAGUGCAGUGUGUACGGGACAUGCAGUCAGACGUGCUCCAACAACGAGGGCUCCUACACCUGCAGCUGUGUGGAGGGCUACCUACUGCAGCCAGACAACCGCUCCUGCAAGGCCAAGAACGAUCCAGUGGAACAGCUGCCGGUGCUGCUGAUCGCUAACCUCAAUGACAUCCGCUGUACGUCUCUGAGUGGCAUGCCCACCCGCCUCCCGGCCAUCAGCACCAAGAAGACCACUGCCAUGGACUUCAACUACGCCCAGGAGACAGUGUGUUGGAUCGACGUGGGCGACUCGUCCGCCAACACCCACCUGAAGUGUGCCUCCAUCCCUGAGCUGAAGACUGUCAACAACAUCAGGAUAAUUAACAUCUCACUCAGCCUGCACCAUGUGGAGCAGAUGGCUAUUGACUGGCUGACAGGAAACUUCUACUUUCUGGACAACGUGGACGAUCGUAUAUUUGUGUGCAAUGUCGACGGCCAGACAUGUGUCACUCUGCUGGAUCAGGAUCUCUACAACCCUAAAGGCAUCGCCCUGGACCCCCUCAUGGGGAAGGUAUUCUUCACGGACUACGGUCAGACUCCCAAGGUGGAGCGUUGUGACAUGGACGGUCAGAACCGGACCAAGCUGGUGGAUAGUAAGAUCGUGUUCCCCCACGGUAUCACCCUGGACCUGGUCAACAGGCUGGUCUACUGGGCUGAUGCCUACCUGGACUACGUAGAGGUGGUGGACUACGAAGGCAAGAACAGACAUACCAUCAUACAAGGCCUGCUGAUUGAACACCUUUAUGGGCUGACGGUGUUUGAGAACUACCUGUACGCCACCAACUCAGACGAAGGCAACCUGAACCCCGCUAAGACCAGUGUGAUCCGGAUCAACCGUUUCAACUCCUCUGACUACACGGUGGUUACCAGGAUGGACCGCGGCGCCGCCCUGCACGUAUACCAUCAGAGACGCCAACCCCCAGUGAGAGAGAAGAGUCAUGCGUGUGCCCCGGACCAGUUUAAGAAGCCAGGAGGCUGCUCAGACCUCUGUCUGCUGGGGAACAGCCACAAGACCUGGACCUGCCGCUGUCGCUCUGGAUUCAGCCUGGGCAGCGAUGGGAAGUCCUGCAAGAAACCUGAACACGAGUUGUUCCUGGUGUACGGUAAGGGUCGCCCUGGCAUCAUCCGUGGCAUGGACAUGAAUGCCAAGGUCCCAGACGAGUACAUGAUCCCUAUUGAGAAUCUGAUGAACCCGAGGGCGCUGGACUUCCAUGCCGAGAGCGAAUUCAUCUACUUCGCUGACGCCGUGAGUUACAUAAUUGGACGGCAGAAGAUCGAUGGCACAGAGAGAGACACCAUACUAAAGGACGGCAUCCACACCGUGGAGGGGAUAGCGGUAGACUGGAUGGCAGGUAACCUAUACUGGACAGACGACGGGCCCAUGAAGACCAUCAGUGUGGCCAGGUUGGAGAAAGCCUCUCAGACACGCAAGACCCUCAUUGAGGGCAAGAUGACCCACCCCCGUGCCAUCGUAGUGGACCCCCAGCACGGGUGGAUGUACUGGACAGACUGGGAGGAGGACCCCAAGAAGACUAACCGAGGGAAGAUCAAGAAGGCGUGGAUGGACGGCUCGCAUGACCAGGUCCUGCUGACCAGUAAGACAGUGCUGUGGCCCAACGGCCUGAGUCUGGACAUCCCGCAGGGCAUCCUGUACUGGGUGGACGCAUACUACGACCGUAUCGAGAUGGUUUACCUCAACACCACAGAGCGCAAGAUGGUGUACGAGGGAAAUGAGCUGAACCACGCCUUCGGCCUGUGUCACUACAAGCACUUCCUGUUUUGGAACGAGUACCGUGGCGGCAGCAUCUUCAAACUGGACACAACCACCAGCACUGUCACGCUGCUCCGCAAUGAACGACCACCCCUCUUUGAGAUCCGCGUGUAUGACGCUCACCAGCAGCAAGGCACCAACCUGUGUCGUGUGAAAAACGGAGGCUGCAGCAGUCUGUGUCUGGCUAUCCCUGAUGGCAGGUCCUGUGGCUGUGCUGACGACCAGAUACUGGAUGACGACAAUGUCACCUGUAAAGCCAACCCCACCUACAUCCCUCCUCCUCAGUGUCAGCCAGGGGAGUUUGCCUGUAAGAACAACCGCUGUAUCCAGGAGCGAUGGAAGUGUGACGGUGACAACGACUGUUUGGACAACAGCGACGAGGCGCCUGAGCUCUGCCACCUGCACACGUGUCCAUCGGACCGGUUCAAGUGCCAGAAUAACCGCUGUAUCCCCCUGCGCUGGCUCUGUGACGGGGACAAUGACUGUGGAAGCGAUGAGGAUGAGUCCAAUACUACCUGCUCAGCUCGUACGUGCCCACCCAACCAGUAUGCGUGUGCCAGUGGGCGCUGCAUCCCCACUUCCUGGACAUGUGACCUGGAUGAUGACUGUGGGGACCGUUCUGACGAGCCGGCCUCCUGUGCCUACCCCACCUGCUUCCCCCUCACCCAGUUCACCUGUGCCAACGGACGUUGCAUCAACGUCAACUGGCGCUGUGAUAACGACAACGACUGUGGUGACAACAGUGAUGAGGCUGGCUGCAGCCACUCCUGCUCCAGUGUUCAGUUUAAGUGUAACAGCGGCCGCUGCAUCCCUGAGUACUGGACCUGUGACGGGGACAAUGACUGUGGAGACUACAGCGACGAGACCCACGCCAACUGUACCAACCAGGCAACGCGUCCUCCAGGUGGUUGCCACGUGGAUGAGUUCCAGUGUCGCAUGGACAGCCUGUGCAUCCCCAUGCGCUGGCGCUGCGACGGGGACACAGACUGCAUGGAUCUGAGUGAUGAGAGCGACUGUGAGGGAGUGACACACAUGUGUGACCCAGCCGUCAAGUUCAGCUGCCGGAACUCUGCUCGGUGUAUCAGUAAGGCCUGGGUGUGUGAUGGGGACAGUGACUGUGAGGACAGUUCUGAUGAGGACAACUGUGAGGCGUUGGUAUGUAAGCUGUCCCACCACGUCUGUGCCACCAACGCCUCUGUCUGUCUUCCCGCUGAGAAGCUGUGUGACGGCACUGACGACUGCCCUGAUGGCUCAGACGAGAAACUCUGUGACCUGUGCUCCAUAGACAACGGCGGCUGCAGCCACAACUGCUCCAUCAUCCCUGGGGAAGGCUUCAUGUGUUCCUGCCCCCUGGGCAUGGAGCUGGGCGCCGACAACAAAACCUGCAACAUCAUGAACCUCUGUGCCAAGCACCUCAAGUGCAGCCAGAAGUGUGAGCAGGAGAAGAGCAGUGUCAAGUGUUCUUGCUAUGAGGGCUGGGAGCUGGAGACAGAUAUGGAGAGCUGCAAGAGCACUGAUCCUUUCAAGCCGUUCAUCAUCUUCUCCAACCGUCAUGAGAUCCGUCGUAUUGACCUCCACAAGGGAGAGUUCAGCGUGUUGGUGCCUAACCUGAGGAACACCAUCGCUCUGGACUUCCACCUCAGCCAGAACACCCUCUACUGGACUGAUGUGGUGGAGGACAAGAUCUAUCGCGGGAAACUGUCCGACAACGGAGCUCUGACCAGUUUCGAGGUGGUAAUCCAGUAUGGCCUGGCCACUCCAGAAGGGCUGGCUGUGGACUGGAUAGCAGGGAACAUCUACUGGGUGGAGAGUAACCUGGAUCAGAUAGAGGUAGCCAAGCUGGACGGAACCAUGAGGACCACCCUACUGGCUGGUGAGGUGGAGCACCCACGGGCCAUCGCUCUCGACCCCAGAGACGGUAUUCUGUUCUGGACGGACUGGGAUGCCAGCUUGCCCAGGAUAGAGGCAGCAUCUAUGAGUGGUGAGGCCAGGAGGACUAUCCACAGAGAGACUGGCAGCGGUGGCUGGCCAAACGGACUGACUGUAGACUACAUGGAGAGACGCAUUGUAUGGAUCGAUGCCAGGUCUGAUGCCAUUUACUCUGCUCUGUAUGACGGCUCUGGUCUGAUCGAGGUGCUGAGGGGUCAUGAGUACCUGUCUCAUCCUUUUGCUGUCACUAUGUACGGAGGAGAGGUGUACUGGACAGACUGGAGGACCAACACUCUGGCCAAGGCCAACAAGUGGACCGGCAGCAACGUAACCGUGGUCCAACGCACCAACACACAACCCUUCGACCUGCAGGUGUAUCAUCCCUCCAGACAGCCCCAGGCUCCUAACCCUUGUGCAACCGCUGACGGGCAGAGCCCCUGUUCUCACCUGUGUCUGAUCAGCUACAACCAGACUUUCUCCUGUGCCUGUCCUCACCUCAUGAAGCUGCAGGCUGACAAACACACCUGCAAAGAGUCCCGUCAGUUCCUGCUGUAUGCCCGUCAGACAGAGAUCAGGGGAGUGGACAUAGACAACCCCUACUAUAACUACAUCAUCUCCUUCACGGUGCCAGACAUAGACAACGUGACUGUGGUGGACUAUGACGCUCUGGAGAACCGGAUCUACUGGUCAGAUGUUCGAACCCAGACCAUCAAGAGAGCCUUCAUCAACGGGACCGGAGUGGAGACUGUGGUGUCUGCUGACCUGCCCAACGCCCAUGGUCUGGCAGUAGACUGGGUGUCUAGGAACCUGUUCUGGACCAGCUAUGAUGUCAAUAAGAAACAGAUCAACGUGGCCAGACUGGACGGAUCCUUUAAGAACGCUGUAAUCCAGGGCCUUGAUAAACCCAACUGUCUGGUCCUGCACCCUGUACUGGGAAAGCUGUACUGGACCGAUGGGGACAACAUCAGUGUGGCCAACAUGGAUGGCAGCAACCAUACGACGCUCUUCACCAAUCAGAGGAGCCCUAUAGGCCUGUCUGUAGACUACGACAGUGAGCAGCUGUACUGGGUCAGCUCAGGGAACGGCACCAUCAGUCGCUGUAAGCUGGAUGGCUCAGGCCUGGAGGUCCUGGACGGGGUCAAACCGGGCAGGCUGACCAAGGCCUCUGCUCUGGCCAUCAUGGGAGACAAGCUGUGGUGGGCCGACCAGGGGACAGACCAGAUAGGGACCUGUGAUAAGAGUGACGGGGGGAACUGGAAGGUGCUACGUAACAACACUUCUCCCAUGACGCACAUGAAGAUCUACAACGAGAGCAUGCAGACCGGUACAGGCAUCAACCUGUGUAGCAAUAAGAAUGGAGACUGUUCCCAGCUGUGCCUGCCCACCUCCCCUAGCACCAGAGCCUGUAUGUGUACCGCAGGUUACAGCCUCCAGAGUGGGCGGCAGUCCUGCGAGGGUAUGGGCUCCUUCCUGCUCUACUCAGUACAUGAGGGCAUUAGAGGAAUCCCCCUGGACCCGUCUGAUCAAUCCGAUGCCCUGGUGCCCGUGUCUGGCACCUCGCUGGCUGUGGGCAUCGACUUCCACGCUGACAAUGACACUAUCUACUGGGUGGACAUGGGCCUGAGCACCAUCAGCAGAGCUAAGAGAGACCAGACCUGGAGAGAAGACGUGGUGACCAACGGCAUCGGCAGGGUGGAGGGCAUCACUGUGGACUGGAUAGCAGGUAACAUCUACUGGACAGACCAGGGCUUUGACGUGAUCGAGGUGGCCAGACUCAAUGGUUCAUUCCGCUAUGUGGUCAUCUCCCAGGGUCUGGACAAGCCCCGUGCCAUCACCGUCCACCCAGAAAGAGGGUAUCUGUUCUGGACAGAGUGGGGUCAGGUCCCCCGUAUAGAGAGGGCCCGUCUGGACGGCUCUCAGAGAGUUGUCCUGGUCAAUGACAGCAUCAUGUGGCCCAACGGAAUCUCCAUCGACUACAAGGAGCGGAGGUUGUACUGGUGUGAUGCGCGGACCGAUAGGAUAGAGCGUAUCAAUCUGGAGAAUGGAGAAAACAGAGAGCUGCUUCUGGCCAAUAACAAUAUGGACAUGUUCGCUGUGUCCGUCUUCGAGGGCUUCAUCUACUGGAGUGACAGGACUCAUGCCAACGGUUCCAUCAAGAGAGGCAACAAAGACAACGCUACAGAAUAUGUGUAUCUGAGGACAGGCAUCGGUGUACAGCUGAAGGAUAUCAAGGUCUUCAACAGGGACAGGCAACAAGGCACCAACGUCUGUAAAAACAACAAUGGCGGCUGCGAACAGCUCUGCCUUUACCGCGGCAACGGGGAGCGAACCUGUGCCUGCGCACACGGCAUGCUGGCCGAGGACAGCCACAGUUGCCGUGACUACGACGGCUACCUGCUGUACUCGGAGCGGACCAUUCUGAAGAGUAUCCACCUAUCAGACGAGACCAACCUGAACGCCCCCAUCAAGCCCUUUGAGGACCCGGAACACAUGAAGAACGUCAUCGCCCUGACCUUUGACUACCGCGGAGGAGGGGGGAGGGGAGCCAACCGGAUCUUCUUCAGUGACAUACACUUUGGAAACAUCCAGCAGAUCAACGAUGACGGAUCAGAACUGCAGAAGGUUGUAGAGAAUGUAGGCUCAGUGGAGGGCUUGGCGUACCACCGUGGCUGGGAUACCCUCUAUUGGACCAGCUACACCACCUCCACCAUCACCCGACACACGGUCGACCAGGCCCGACCGCAGGCCUACGACCGCAACACCGUGGUCACCAUGUCUGGAGACGACCACCCCAGGGCCUUUGUGCUGGACGAGUGUCAGGAUCUGAUGUUCUGGACCAACUGGAAUGAGCAGUCCCCCAGUAUCAUGCGUGCCAGUCUGUCUGGUGCCAACGUGCUGGUGAUCAUCGGUAAUGAUAUCCGCACCCCCAACGGCCUGGCCAUAGACCAUCGCGCAGAGAAACUCUACUUCUCAGACGCCACACUGGACAAGAUAGAGCGCUGCGAGUACGACGGCAGCAACCGCUACGUGGUGGUGAAGAAUGAGCCGGUGCAUCCAUUUGGCCUGGCGGUGUAUGGGGACUACAUCUUCUGGACUGACUGGGUCCGCAGGGCCGUGCUUAGAGCUGACAAGUUUGUGGGCAGAGACAUGAGGUUACUGAGAAAUGACAUCCCCCAGCAGCCAAUGGGAAUAAUCGCUGUGGCCAACGACACCAACAGCUGUGAGUUCUCCCCCUGUCUGACCAACAACGGGGGCUGUCAGGACCUGUGUCUGCUCACCUCAGACGCUAGGGUCAACUGUAGUUGCCGUGGAGACCGCAGACUCCUGGAGGACAACAGCUGUUCAGCUCUGAACGCAUUGUGUGGUAGUGUGGAUGACUUUGAGUGUGGCAACGGGGAUUGCAUCAACUACAGCCUGACCUGUGAUGGCAUGGCCCACUGCAAGGACAAGUCAGACGAGAAACAGUCCUACUGCGCGAACCGUCUGUGUAAGAAAGGCUACAGGCGAUGUAUCAAUGGACGCUGCAUCGGCCACAUGUUCUGGUGUGACGGGACUGACGACUGUGGAGAUCACUCAGAUGAGCUGCCCUGCAACAUGACCCUGUGCAAAGCUGCAGAGUUCCGGUGUCGAGAUGGAAGCUGCAUCUCCAACUCCAGCCGCUGUGACCAGGUGGUCAACUGUGAGGAUGCCAGUGAUGAGAUGAACUGCUUGCCAACUGACUGUUCUCGCUACUUCCGUCUGGGGGUGAAGGGGGCGACCUUCCAGAGCUGUGAGAGGACCACAUUGUGCUAUCUGCCUUCCUGGAAAUGUGACAGUAACAACGACUGCGGAGACUUCUCAGACGAGAGGAACUGCCCAGACAAGAAGAAGCUGAAGUGCCCGGUGAACUUCUUUGCGUGCCCCAGUGGUCGCUGUAUCCCUAUGAGCUGGACCUGUGACAAGGAGAACGACUGUGAGAACGGCGCUGACGAGACCCACUGUGAUAAGUUCUGUACGUCCACUGAGUUUGAGUGUGGGAACCAUCGCUGUAUCUCCAACCACUGGGUGUGUGACGGUGCCAACGACUGUGGUGACAAAUCUGACGAGGACGACAGAUGCAAAACUAAGACGUGCAGCCCGGAGGCGUUCCAGUGUCCCGGCACUCAUGUGUGUGUCCCUCAGCGCUGGAAGUGUGACGGGGACAAGGACUGUCUGGACGGGGCUGACGAGAGCAUCAAGGCUGGCUGCUUGUACAACAACACCUGUGAUGAGAAUGAGUUCAUGUGUCAGAACAGACAUUGUAUCCCCAAGCACUUUGUGUGUGACCAUGACAUGGACUGCUCCGACGGAUCAGACGAGUCCCCAGAGUGUGAGUACCCAACGUGUGGGCCAGGGGAGUUCCGCUGUACCAACGGCCGCUGCCUCAACCAGAAGGUCUGGGAGUGUGAUGGAGAGUUUGACUGUCAGGACCGCUCAGAUGAGGCCCCCAAGAACCCCCACUGCACAGACUCAGAGAGGAAGUGUAAUGAGUCUGCCUACUUGUGUCGUAACGGGAAGUGUCUUAACGAGACGUUGCUGUGUGACCGUAAUGACGACUGUGGUGACGGCUCUGACGAACUCAACUGCUUCAUCAACGAGUGUCUGAACAGCAAGCAGAGUGGCUGCUCCCAGCUCUGUGAGGACCUCAAGAUAGGUUUCAAGUGCAGGUGUCUUCCUGGUUUCCAGCUGAAGCGGGAUGGGAAGACGUGUGUGGAUAUAGAUGAGUGUACCACGUCCUACCCCUGUACCCAGCGCUGUAUCAAUACACACGGAUCCUUCCACUGUCUCUGUGUGGAGGGCUUCCAGCUACGGCCUGACAAUCCUACUAUCUGCAAGUCCACCUCUGAUGAGGAGCCGUUCCUGAUCUUUGCUAAUCGGUACUACCUGAGGAAGCUGGGCCUGGAUGGUUCCAACUACACCCUGAUAAAACAGGGCCUGAACAAUGCGGUGGCGCUGGACUUCCACUAUGCAGAACAGAUGCUCUACUGGACCGACGUGACCACUCAGGGCUCCAUGAUACGACGCAUGAACAUCAACGGCAGUAACAUAGAGGUGCUGCACCGGACCUCCCUCAGUAACCCAGAUGGAUUGGCUGUGGACUGGGUGGGAGGGAACCUUUACUGGUGUGAUAAGGGGCGGGACACCAUCGAGGUGUCCAAGCUCAACGGAACCUUCCGGACGGUCUUGGUGAACGCCGGCCUGAGGGAACCACGCGCUGUGGCUUUGGACGUACGCAACGGGUACCUGUAUUGGUCAGACUGGGGGGACAACCCGCAUAUAGGGCGGAUCGGGAUGGACGGCUCCAACAGAAGUGUGAUCGUAGAGGAUAAGAUCACCUGGCCCAACGGCCUCACGCUGGACUUAAUCAAUGACCGCAUCUACUGGGCCGACGCCAGAGAGGACUACAUCGAGUUCGCCAGCCUGGACGGGAGUAACAGACACACGGUGCAUACCCAGGACGUCCCCCACAUCUUCGCCAUGACUCUGUUUGAGGAGUACAUCUACUGGACCGACUGGGAGACCAAGUCCAUCAACAGGUGUCACAAGACCCUGGGUAUCAACAAGACCACCCUGAUCACUACCCUCCACCGGCCCAUGGACAUCCACAUCUACCACCCUUACCGCCAGCCUGAGGUGUUCAACCACCCGUGCCAGACAGACAACGGUGGCUGUAGUAACCUGUGUCUACUGAGCCCUGGAGGGGGCUACAAGUGUGCCUGUCCCACCAACUUCUACCUGGCCAAUGAUGGACACACCUGCAUGUCCAACUGCACUGCCAGCCAGUUUGUGUGUAAGAACGACAAGUGCAUCCCCUUCUGGUGGAAGUGUGACACGGAGGACGACUGUGGGGAUCGCUCGGACGAGCCUGCAGAAUGCCCUAAGUUCAAAUGCCGGCCAGGCCAGUUCCAGUGUGGGACAGGCAUCUGUACCAACCCAGCUUACAUCUGUGAUGGGGACAACGACUGCCAGGAUCAUUCAGACGAGGCGAACUGCGAUAUCCACGUGUGUCUGCCCAGUCAGUUCAAGUGCUCCCACCCCAGCCGCUGUAUCCCGGGAAUCUUCCGCUGUAAUGGACAGGACAACUGUGGAGAAGGCGAGGACGAGACGGACUGUCCCGAGGUCACCUGUGCAUCCACCCAGUUCCAGUGUGCCAUCACCAAGCGCUGUGUCCCUCGUGUCUGGGUGUGUGACCGUGACAAUGACUGUGUGGAUGGAUCGGACGAACCAGCCAACUGCACCCAGAUGACGUGUGGCGUGGAUGAGUUUCGUUGUAAGGACUCUGGUCGCUGCAUCCCGGCCCGGUGGAAGUGUGACGGGGAGGAUGACUGUGGAGACUCAUCUGACGAACCCAAAGAAGAGUGUGAUGAGAGGACGUGUGAGCCAUACCAGUUCAGGUGUAAGAACAACCGCUGUGUCCCGGGUCGCUGGCAGUGUGACUAUGACAACGACUGUGGGGACAACUCGGACGAGGACAAGUGUGUCCCACGGCAGUGCUCAGAGAGUGAGUUUGCCUGUACCAAUGGACGCUGUAUCGCCGGGAGGUGGAAGUGUGAUGGAGACCAUGACUGUGCUGACGGAUCUGAUGAGGGCGGCUGUGACCUGAAGUGUGACAGUGACCAGUUCCAGUGUGAGAACGGCCACUGUAUCCCCAACCGCUGGCGCUGUGACGCAGAUGCUGACUGUUUGGAUGGCAGCGAUGAGGAGAAGUGUCACAUAGCUGUUGAGAGACACUGCCCCCUGGACGACUUCCAGUGUAACAACACGCUGUGUAAGCCCCUGGCCUGGAAAUGCGACGGAGAGGACGACUGUGGAGACAACUCGGAUGAGAACCCUGACGAGUGCAGGAGGUUCCAGUGCCCCCCCACCAGGACUUUCCGCUGCCAGAACGACCGUGUGUGUCUGAAAGUGUCCAAACAGUGUGACGGAGUUGACAACUGCGGGGACAACUCUGAUGAGCUCAACUGCCAGCCCCCUCCAGCCCAGCCUACCUGUGACAAGGAUGAGUUCCUGUGUGCCAAUGGCAGGUGCAUCAGCUCCAGCCUGCGCUGUAACUUCUUCAAUGACUGUGAGGACUACGGUUCAGAUGAGAUCCACUGCAAGACAGACACCAAGCUGAACGACUGCAGGAGUAACAGGACUCUGUGUGGGGACGGGGAUGAGGCACACUGUGUCAGCAACCGGACAGACUCCUUCUGCUCCUGCAAACCAGGCUUCCAGAAGACUGCUCAUAACACCUGUGAAGAUAAGAAUGAGUGUAAGCAGUUUGGAGUGUGCUCCCACAUGUGCAACAACACCAAGGGAUCCUACAAGUGUAGCUGCCACAAACACUUCACCAGGAUCAAUGACACCUGCAAGGCUGACAACCAGAACAGUAGCAGACAGGUGCUCUACAUCGCCGAUGACAACGAGAUCCGCAGCCUGGACCCUGGCAUGCCCAACUGGCGCUACGAGCAGAGCUUCCAGGGCGAUGCCAACGUACGCAUCGAUGCCAUGGACCUGCACGUCAAGACCAACCGCAUCUACUGGACCAACUGGCACACUGGCAGAAUCUCCUCCUACGAGCUGCCUUCAUCAUCGUCAUCUUCCUCUUCUGGCACAUCGUCAAAUACACGCCGCAACCGCCGCCAUAGUGAGGGAGGUGUUACUACCCUGGAGAUUGUAGGGCAUCUAAACAUGCCUCGGGGUAUAGCAGUGGACUGGGUGGCUGGUAACCUGUACUGGACUGAAUCUGGCAGAGAUGUGAUCGAGGUGGCCCAACUUUCAGGCAAACACCGCAAGACCCUAAUCUCAGGCAUGAUAGACGAGCCUAACGCCAUUGUAGUGGACCCCCAGAGAGGGACCCUGUACUGGGCCGACUGGGGAAACCACCCUAAGAUUGAGACAGCAGCCAUGGAUGGAACCCUGAGACAGACCCUGGUCCAUGAGAACAUCCAGUGGCCCACAGGUCUGGCGGUAGACUACUUCAAUGAGCGCUUGUACUGGGCGGACGCUAAGCUGUCUGUUAUCGGGAGCGUGCGACUCAACGGCUCCGACCCUGUCAUCUCCAUCACAGGACUCAAAAACAACCUGCUCCAUCCGUUCAGCAUCGACAUCUUUGAGGACUACAUAUAUGGCGUCACCUACAUUAAUAACUUUGUGUUCCGGGUCAACAAGUUUGGCAAGAGCCCCAUGGAGAACCUGACCACUGGCAUUAACCACGCCACAGACAUAGUCCUUUACCACCGUUACAAACAACCAGAGAUGACCAACCCAUGUGACAGGAAGAAGUGUGAGUGGUUGUGUCUGCUCAGCCCCAGUGGUCCAGUCUGUACCUGUCCAAACGAUCGCGUGGCUGAAAACGGCACAUGUGUGGAGAGACCCCCUUCCACACGGUCUCCAUUCUCCCCCUCUCCCCUCGGGCCGUGUACGGUCCAGUGCCUGAACGGAGGGAACUGUUUCCUGAACACCAGGCAGCAGGCUAAGUGUCAGUGCCAGCCCAGUUUCACUGGAGAGAGGUGUGAGGUCAACCAGUGUAGAGACUACUGUAAGAAUGGAGGAGCCUGCACUGCCUCAGUCAUAGGGGCCCCUACCUGCCGCUGUCUGAAGGGCUUCACGGGGCCCCAGUGUAAACUCCACACCUGUCAGGACCACUGUCAUAAUGGAGGCAGCUGCACUGUAUCCCAGGGCAACCAGCCCACCUGCCGCUGUCCGCCUGAGUAUCUGGGAGACCAGUGUCAAUACAGUACAUGUGAGGGUUACUGUGAGAACGAGGCCAUGUGUCUGCAGACGUCCAAUGCCACCAAGCUGUGUCGCUGUACCUCUCAGUUCCAUGGACAGCUCUGUGAGCUGGACAAGUGUGAGUACUGCGGACCUAACGGCAAGUGUCUGCCCAAAGCCUCAGGAGAGGUCAUGUGCAGCUGUCCUAACGGUCGUACCCAGCCCAGCUGCUACACCUGUCUAGAUUUCUGCACCAAUGGACUCUGCUCUAUCGAACCAGGCACACUACUGCCCCAGUGCAAGUGUUCUAUAGGGUGGAGGGGGUAUCGAUGUGAAGUCACUGCCUCUCCUGUGGACUCUCCUGAAUCCAGUGGAAGUUCUGCCUCCAUAAUCAUCCCAGUGCUGCUGCUGUUAUUACUGGCGCUGCUGAUUGUCAGCGCCAUCUUGUGGUACAAGAGGAGAAUGCGUGGGUCUGUAUGGCCGGGCAAACGCUCCCGACAUUCUCGUGCUAAGGGCUUUCAGCACCACAGGAUGACCAACGGGGCCAUGAAUGUGGAGAUAGGGAACCCAGCCUAUAAGAUCUACGAAGGGGAGCCAGACGACGAUGCUGGGGAACUCCUGGAUUCAGACUUUGCUUUAGACCCAGAUAAGCCCACCAACUUCACCAACCCAGUGUACGCCACCCUGUACAUGGGAGCCCACAACAGCCGCAACUCCUUGGCUAGUACUGACGAGAAGAAAGAGUUACUCUCACAGGUGGACGAGGACAUGAGUGACACGCUGGCAUAGAGGUCAGGGGUCAGGCACACCCGAGCCACGUCUGGACCACGCCCACAUGCCUUUUACCAAUCAAGAAAAGCGUCAAAAGGAAGAAAGAGAGAACACUGUAUAAAAUGUAUACAAUGAAGGACUACUUUUGUAUGUGAUUGCAGUAUUCUUUUUUGUUCUUUUGAGAAAAAGGAAAAUUUGUCUAUUCAGAAAAAGGAAGAACCAUUUCAUAGAUUUUUUAAUUCAACUCGUUUUAUUUUGCUCACCUUCCUCCCCACUUGCUACUGUCACUCCCCCUUCAUCCCUUGAUCCAUAUAGCCACUACCUCUAUGUAAAGGUGUAGAGAAAAACAAACAGCAGUUAGUUCAUUUUGUAUGAAUUGUGUAGGGAAAAAACAUUGUUCUAUUUCAGAGAAGUUUGUUUGUGAAAGAUGUGGAGAAAAGAGGAUGUAAAGUUUAAUAGUCAGUAGUCAGUUCUGAAUGCCAAUUGACGCUGGUUUGGUUUAUGUGUUACUUUCUGUGCCAUCUAUCUCUACUGCUUGAGGUGUACAAUAUAUCAAUAGAAUGGUGUAGAAUGAGAACACGGCUGUUGGAACUAAAAGGGUUCUGUAACUGUGUUCAGGAACUGGAACAGGAACCACAUGGCAGAGUAAGUCAGCAUCACAAAUACUAAUGUCCGUUCUGUUGAAAACUAUGUUCCAAGUGAUUGUCUUUUUUCUCCUUGCACAGAAGACUAGAAGUGUGUGUGUGUGUAUAUACACUACAUGACCAAAAGUAUGUGGACCCCUGCUCGUCGAACAUCUCAUUCGAAAAUCAUGGGCAUUAAUAUGGAAUUGGUCCUCCCUAUAACAGUCUCCACUCUUCUGGGAAGGCUUUCCACUAGAUGUUGGAACAUUGCUGCUGGGACUUGCUUCCAUUCAGUCAAAAGAGCAUUAGUGACAUUGGGCGAUUAGGCCUGGCUCACAAUCGGCAUUCCAAUUCAUCCCAAAGGUGUUCGAUGGGGUUGAGGUCGGGGCUCUGUGCAGGCCAGUCAAGUUCUUCCACACCGAUCUCGACAAACUAUUUCUGUAUGGACUUCGCUUUGUGCACGCGGGCAUUGCCAUGCUGAAACAGGAAAGGGCCUUCCCCAAACUGUUGCCACAAAGUUGGAAGCACAGAAUCGUCUAGAAUGUCAUUGUAUGCUGUAGCGUUAAGAUUUCCCUUCACUGGAACUAAGAGCCUAAACCAUGAAUAACAGCCCCAAUAUUCCUCCUCCACCUAAAUGUACAGUUGGCACUAUGCAUUCAGGCAGGUAGCAUUCUCCUGGCAUCUGCCAAACCCAGAUUCGUCCGUCGGACUGCCAGAUGGUAAAGAGUGAUUCGUCACUCUAGAGAACGUGUUUCCACUGCUCUAGAGUCCAAUGGCGGUGAGCUUUACACCAGUCCAGCCGACGCUUGGCAUUGCGCAUGGUGAUCUUAGGCUUGUCUGCGGCUGCUCGGUCAUGGAAACACAUUUCAUGAAGCUCCAGACAAAACAGCUCUUGUGCUGACGUUACUUCCAGAGGCAGUUUGGAACUCGGUAGUGAGUGUUGCAACUGUGGACAGACAAUUUUUACAUGCUACGCGCUUCAGCACUUGGCGGUCCCGUUCUGUGAGCUUGUGUGGCCUACCACAGACGUUUUUGCUCCAAGAUAUUUACACUUCACAAUAACAGCACUCACAGUUGACCGGGGCACCACUAGCAGGGAAGAAAUGUGACAAACUGACUUGUUGGAAAGAUGGCAUCCUAUGAUGGUGCCACUUUGAAAGUCACUGAGCUCUUCAAUAAGGCCAUUUUACUGCAAAUGUUUGUCUAUAGAGAUUGCAUGGCUUUGCUCUCGAUUUUAUACACCUGUGUGGCUGAAAUAGCCGAAUCGACUAAUUGAAAGGGUGUCCACAUAUUUUUGUAUAUAUAGUGUAUAUUUAUACACAUAUACAGUACCAGUCAAAAGUUUGGACACACCUACUCAUUCAAGGGUUUUUCUUUACAUUUACUAUUUUAUACAUUGUUUAAUAAUUGCGAAGACAUCAAAACUAUAAAAUAACACAUAUGGAAUAAUGUAGUAACCAAAAAAGUGUUAAACAAAUCAAAAUAUAUUUUAUAUUUGAGAUUCUUCAAAGUAGCCACCCUUUGCCUUGAUGACAGCUUUGCACACUCUUGGCAUUCUCUCAACCAGCUUCAUGAGGUAGUCACCUGGAAUGCAUUUCAAUUGACAGGUGUGCCUUGUUAAAAGUUAAUUUGUGGAAUUUAUUUCCUUCUUAAUGCGUUUGAGCCAAUCAGUUGUGUUGUAACAAGGUAGGGCUGGUAUACAGACGAAUAUCCUAUUUGGUAAAAGACCAAGUCCAUAUUAUGGCAAGAACAGCUCAAAUAAGCAAAGAGAAAUGACAGUCCAUCAUUACUUUAAGACAUGAAGGUCAGUCAAUCUGCAAAAUUCAAGAACUUUGAAGGUUUCUUCAAGUGCUGUUGCAAAAACCAUCAAGCGCUAUGAUGAAACUGGCUCUCAUGAGGACUGCCACAGGAAAGGAAGACCCAUAGUUACCUCUGCUGUAGAGGAUACGUUCAUUAGAGUUAACUGCACCUCAGAUUGCAGCCCAAAUAAAUGCUUCACAGGGUUCGAGUAACAGACACAUCUCAACAUCAACUGUUCAGAGGAGACUGCGUGAAUCAGGCCUUCAUGGUCAAAUUGCUGCAAAAAAAAAACUACUAAACACCAGUAAGAAGAGACUUGCUUGGGCCAAGAAACACAAGCAUUGGACAUUAGACUCGUGGAAAUCUGUAUUUUGUCUGAUGAGUCCAAAUUUGAGAUUUUUGGUUCCAACCACCAUGUCUUUGUGAGACGCAGAGUAGGUGAACGGAUGAUCUCCGCAUGUGUGGUUCCCACCGUGAAGCAUAGAGGAGGAGUUGUGAUGGUGUGGGGUCACUUUGCUAUCUGUGAUUUAUUUAGAAUUCAAGGCACACUUAACCAGCAUAGCUAGCACGGCAUUCUGCUACGAUACGGCAUCCCAUCUGGUUUGCCCUUAGGGGGUAUAUCAUUUGUUUUUUAACAGGACAAUGACCCAACACAGCUCCAGGCUGUGUAAGGGCUAUUUUAACAAGAAGGAGAGUGAUGGAGUACUGCAUCAGAUGACCUGGCUUCCACAAUCACCCGACCUCAACUCAAUUGAAAUGGUUUGGGAUGAGUUUGACCACAGAGUGAAGGAAAAGCAGCCAACAAUUGCUCAGCAUAUGCGGGAACUCCUUCAAGGCUGUUGGAAAAGCUUUCCUCAUGAAGCUGGUUGAGAGAAUGCCAAGAGUGUGGAAAGCUGUUAUCAAGGCAAAGGGUGGCUACUUUAAAGGAUCUCAAAUAUAACAUAUAUUUUGAUUUGUUUAACACUUUUUUGGUUACUACAUGAUUCCAUAUGUGUUAUUUCAUAGUGUUGAUGUCUUCACUGUUAUUCUACAAUGUAGAAAAUAGUUCAAAUGAAGAAAAAGCCUUGAAUGAGUAGGUGUGUCCAAACAUUUGACUGGUACUGUGUAUAUAUAUAUAUAUAAACCUAUUAACAAAGUGUCUUCAAAAUAUACCCAGGAAUACAAACAUGAAAUAACAGUCUGUCUGUAUUAUGUUUUAGCUGGUUUUCAUUUUUAGUCUUGUAUAAAUGGCCGGCUAAAUGUGCUUAAUGAAUGAAAGUAAUGGAGUGUGUAACGUGUUGGAGGUAGAUGAUUGUAUUAAAGCAGACAUUCCAGGAUGAAGAUUCAGGGGACGGAUAUCCGUGACCUUGGGAAGUAACUGAGGCCAUUGGGGUAUGAGAGGACAUGUUUUGGGGUAACCCAGAAUGUGUUUAGGGGGGCCUUGAUGUGAGAGGAUGCAUAUUGGGGCCCAGAGGGUCCAGGACCAUGUCAGUGACUGUUUAGUACAAUUCCGACUGUAAACUGUCAGCCUGGUGAUUGGCUGUUUUAGCAACAAGCAAGACUCUGUGAACGCCUGACAUGGCUGAAACAAACCAUUUACGAUAAAACAACAAGCUGACGAUGCUUUUGUCUUUGUCUGUGAUUGUAAACAUACUUUCAGGAGAGGCCAGAGAGCCAGUUGUUUCAUGGGGGAAAUGUUAAAAGAACAGUGUUGCGUGUUUUUAAUGAUUGUAAUAAUUACAUCAUGCCUAUGUCAUUUCACUUUCUGCUCAUUGUAAGUGCAUUCCUCAGGAGGUUAGGAUUGUUAGCCUCCUGAUUAGCAUCCCCUCUUGUUAUCCCCUCCGCCUUGCUGCUAACGCUAGUUAUGCUAUGGCAUUGUUGAAUACUCAUUUCUGAUUGGCUUGAAGGGCAUUCUAGAGCGUGCAUUAUUUCCCUAUAACGCACGGUAUAAUUCAAAGGCUAUAAAGUUCAUUCUUAUGUUCUAUUUUGUAUUUUUUUUGCUGCUGCUUUUGAAAGCAAAAUUCGAAUUAAAAACAUUAUUGGCAUUGUUGAAUUCAUAAUAGCAAGCUAGGAUGAUGGUUUGGUUAGCUAAACUAGCAAGUCUGUUUGAUUACCAAGGUUACUACUGUAUCUAGCUAGCUAGUAAACUUGCUAACUUCUUCAGUGGAUGUUAUCACAUUUCUACUGGCAAAUGAACACAUUUCUUGAGCUAAUUAUGUUAAUUUAUAGCCAUGGUAUAAAAGGGAUAAUCAACUCAGCGCUCAAUGCGUUCUCUGGAAAAUAAUUCAACUCCGUGGAAGGUUAAUUCCACUCCGCUAACGUAUCGUGGAACACACCUUCCACGUUGUGCACUAUUUUCCAAGGAACGCAUAGCCCCUCGUUGAUUAUCCCUUACCUCUCCGUCUGUCUGUCUGUAGGCUCGGCUGUCUGUCGGCUUGUCUGACUAGCCAUCCCUGUCAGCCCUGUCUGUAAGUCUUGUCGGUCUGUUGCUCUGAUAGAACUGUCUGUCUAUGUUUGUUUGCCUGCCUGUCUGUCAUUGGUCCAAUCUCAGUCUCAGCCAAUCAUGUGCUGCUGACCAUUCGGAGGUGAUUAACCAUAUCUAUCAUACUAUAUUACAGUUUACACUGCAUGGAACUCACAAUACACACACACAUACAAACCCAAUAUCAAACCACUCUGGCUUAACCAUCAUUUGUUAUUAACAGUUUUCAUCAUUAAUUGGAUUUUAAUUACAUUUCUGCUCUGUUACAUUUUUAUUUGAACAAUGUAAAUUAGGUACAAUCUGUUUAAAAUUUUUGACAAAUAUUUCAGCAAAACAAAACCCUACACACGGAUUUUUGUUGCUCUAUUUCAGUUGGUAAUGAUUUCAUUUCUUUUUGAUAGAAGAAAUUAAAUGGAUUUUUAUAGUAGAAACACA
Messenger RNA from Salvelinus fontinalis (brook trout), 19547 nucleotides. RefSeq names its product low-density lipoprotein receptor-related protein 1-like. The coding region runs from base 522 to 14246 and encodes 4574 amino acids. Gene Ontology annotation, molecular function: calcium ion binding; protein binding. The record is from RefSeq and is a predicted model, not a curated record. The transcript has 91 exons. NCBI's taxonomy places the organism in Eukaryota, Metazoa, Chordata, Actinopteri, Salmoniformes, Salmonidae.